Messenger RNA from Corticium candelabrum, 1393 nucleotides. RefSeq lists its product as uncharacterized. Lineage: Eukaryota; Metazoa; Porifera; Homoscleromorpha; Homosclerophorida; Plakinidae. Gene Ontology annotation, biological process: proteolysis. The coding region runs from base 41 to 1246 and encodes 401 amino acids. The record is from RefSeq and is a predicted model, not a curated record. Gene Ontology annotation, molecular function: serine-type endopeptidase activity. The transcript is spliced from 18 exons.
GCAUCGAUGAGAACGAAUCACCUCCCACUUACCUGUCGGCAUGGCUUCGUUCGUGUGUGCUCUUCUUUGUGCUGCAGUUGCUCUUCAUUCAGCUGAAAGCCGCGCUACAUUGCCCGCACAUGCUAAGUCUCAACCAGUAGAAGGACAAUACAUCGUCGUUCUACACGGCAAUGUGUCUGACUACGCAAGAGAGAAACACAUGAUGAAUGUAAGAUCUAUGCAAGAUGCAGGGAAAAGUGUUGAAGUGCGUUUUGAGUACAACAUUGGCAGUUUCAAGGGAUACUCUGGCCGAAUGAGCCACAACUUACUCAAUCACGUCCGCAACCUCCCAGAGGUGAAAUACAUUGAACAAGAUCAGACUGUACAUACAAUCAAUGAACAAGCUUGUGUUGGAGAGACAAUAACUGAUCCUGGUCUGUGGGGUCUUAUUCGCAUUUCUCACAGAGAUGCCACCAACGAAAAUGAAUUCAUUUAUGACGAUGCCAACAACGGUAACGGAGUGACAGCAUACAUUCUUGACACAGGUAUCUACGUCCAACACAAUGACUUUGCGAAUCGAGCUGAACCUGGUCCAAGCUUUGUUGGCACUGAGCCUGACUCAAAUGACGGAAACGGUCAUGGCACACAUGUUGCUGCCACUAUUAUGGGUCAAACGUAUGGAAUUGCUAGACAGGCCACUGCUGUUGCCGUCAAAGUUCUUGGCAGCGGUGGAUCAGGAUCAUACGAUGGAGUCAUUGCUGGUAUCAACCAUGUUGCAAGAGAAGGCAAAAAACCUGGAGUUGCAAACAUGUCGCUGGGAGGAGGAUACAGCCAAGCAGUCAAUGAUGCAGUGGAUGCAGCUGUUGAUGCAGGAUACGUGUUCAGCAUUGCAGCCGGCAAUAGUGGUAUUGAUGCCUGCAGUUUCUCACCAGCCAGUGCUACGAAAGCCAUUACUGUUGGCUCUACUGAUUUAUCUGAUGCACGCAGCUACUUUUCAAAUACGGGGAAUUGCAUGGAAAUAUUCGCUCCUGGCAGUAAUAUCAAGUCUGCCUGGAUUGGAGGCCCAACAGCCACCAACACCAUCUCAGGAACAUCGAUGGCUGCCCCACAUGUUGCUGGUGUAGUUGCUGAAUACUUGAGUCGAAAUCCAGAAGCAACACCUGCACAAGUCCUGAGUGCACUUGAAGAAAGUGCCACACCAAACAUAGUGAGCAACCCAGGAACAAAUUCGCCAAAUCUCCUUCUCUACAGAGCAUGUGAGGAAUGAAAACCAGCAUAACAGCAGACCGUUGCAGCUAAUUGUGUUUUUGUUUGCAUCUAAAUGUUGCUGGUGUCACGAUAUGGCAUUUGUUUAUGUAACGUUUGUAGACUGCCUAAUGAUCAUAAAAUGGAAAUUUUGAUUAUGACCACUAAA